AGAAAGACACAAAAUUAAUCUCAAGCUGUAAACAGAAGCACAAAAACAACAAAACAAACAAACAAACCAACCAAAAAUAAUACACAUUGCAAGCUUCGAGUGGCAAUUUGCAUACACAAUUCUUGAGUUUUGACAAAAAUGUUAGCUUUAAUUACCCAGUCGAAGUUGCCGCGUCCGUGGAUGCAGUUGGGCACCGGCACCGCUACCGCCGCGUCCAUUCAUAUACCGCUCAAGGGCUUUGAGGAGAGUGUGGCCGAGGCGCCGCCACAGGAACCCAAGCUGGCCAGCGAAAGCGUCAAGCGCAUGGGCUCCAGGAUACCCAGAAUGAUAAGGGCACAAGUUGAGUUCGAGCAUCACACAGCGGACGGCCAGAAGAAAAAGGAUGCGGAAGCAAAAUCACAAAAAGACGGAACUACUGCUGUGGCCAAGGGUUUGGGAGCUGGGAAAGUAGGGUCAGCUGACGUAAAAGCAGCAGGUGUAGCGGCAGCGGCAUCGGGAGCGGGUGCGGGAGCGGGAGCAAGUGGAAACGGAACAAAAAAAAUUGGUUUAGCAGGCGCCGGACUAGGAGCAGGAGUGGAACGGGUUAGAUCAGCAGGAUUAGAAGUUGGAGGACUUCCAUCUGCAGAAAUGGCAACUGCAACUGGAAUCGGAGCCAAAACAGUUGGAAGAUUUGUAACCAAAGGAGUAUCGCUUGGAGCAAUUGGAACUGGAGCAGCGGGAAGCGGAGCAGGAGCUCUAGGCAUGGGAACGCUCGCUGGGGCAGCUGGUGCAGGUGCAGUAGCUGCAGCCGGAGAAGUGAACGCCGGCACAGCUGUGCCCGUGGUGCGCAGCACCAGAACCUCACGUUGCCGCAUUCAGUUGGCCCACCCGGAUUGGCUAUCCACGGAUGCCACACCAACGCCCAGCCCCAGUCCCAGUCCGGUGCGGCGCAAGCGUGCGGAGACAGUGGACCAAGAGCGGCCACGCUUCAAUGCCACCAAGCGCAAAUGCCUAACAGAGCCGCUGAUGCAGCUGCCGCGUUCGUUGUCCAAACUGGGUGAUCCACUCAAGUAUUUGGCCGGUCGCGGACAGCUGCUUCGCUUCCAAUGCUGCGAUCGCAAUCAGAUCAAUGUGCCCAGCCAGCUGAUCAAUCGCUUCUCGCCGCUCAUGUGCGAGCGCCAAAAGGAGCCAGAGUUUUGCUUCAGCCAGCCCAUACAGCUGGACACGAUUAGCUCGGUGACGCUGCUGCGCUUGAUAUUGUGGAUGCAACAGCAUCGUCACGAUAAUAUCAAACAGCUACAAAAGUCGCUGCCAUCGCUGGCCAAUGCCAGCAGCGAUAAUUGCACUUGGGAUGAACGUUUCCUCGGUUCCGAUCUGGACUCGGUGCUGCAACUGCUUUUGGCGGCAAACUGUUUGGGCAUCUAUCCGCUGGUGGAGCAUGCCAUGCUCUAUUUUAUUGAGCUAAUCGAGCAGCGCAACAAUGCGGAGCGCAUCUGCAUGCAGCACAUAUCUCAGACGCUUAGCGAACUGCAGGGUCUGGAGCCCCAGCCGCACUUAGUUCCGUUGAACACGCCCACAGCUCCUGCUGUUGGCACGCAGCAAGCACCAGCAACAACAACACCAACAACAACAACAACAAAAACAAAAACAAAAACGAAUGGCAACAAUGUGGUGGCACAUUUUGUUGCAACAACCGUCGAGAGUGAUUGCCCAAUGAAUUGAAGUAGCCGAAACGUUGUAUUUCCCCUUGUCGCACUCUCAACAAAUAUUUCAAUAUAUCU
Molecule: messenger RNA, 1760 nt
Organism: Drosophila novamexicana
Lineage: Eukaryota; Metazoa; Arthropoda; Insecta; Diptera; Drosophilidae
Exons: 1
Coding region: 139-1701 (520 amino acids)
Biological process (GO): ubiquitin-dependent protein catabolic process
Source: RefSeq, a predicted model, not a curated record